Molecule: messenger RNA, 1884 nt
Organism: Prorocentrum cordatum
Lineage: Eukaryota; Dinophyceae; Prorocentrales; Prorocentraceae
Source: the annotation of a GenBank genome assembly
CUGGGCGUAAAUAGUUGUCCUCACCAUGGCUCUACAGCUAGUAUUGCUCAAACUGACGCGAAGACACCGCCGAUCAUGCCCGCUAGCGUAGCCUGAUUGCGGCCAAGGACGGGCCGCCAGCGAGAUGUUAUCGGCAGGUCCUGUACGUUGUUUCACCACCGUGUGCCGCUAUUAUGGCAGAGUCUUGCUUGCUGGUCAGUGUCCAACAGGGACGUGGGGGGGUGCGCUGGUCACUUUUCGAGUGGCUACCCCAAGGCAAAAGGUUAUCGAGCUGGGCGGACCAAGCAAGACUUACAAACGAUCUUAAGCGUGUGUCGUGUCUCUCUGAAGUUGUGACGAAGCUAUGGGCUGCGCAACAUGUUGAUGGAGUUGACCUGAACAUUGCACACAUGAGUGCAGCGUGGGUGUCUAUGGCUAGGCAGAAAGCGCAGCUCACCGAGGAGGAUCAGAAUUCAGAGGACUUCGAUUCGCUCGUGGAGAUGACCCAAUCGGCAUUGACAAAUCCGGAUUCCAGUUGGAAGCAUUCGGUUAAGAGGCACCAUCCGCGUAAAAUUGGCCAGCCAGUUGCAUUGGUGUUGUGGUCUGUGGCAACGCUUCACGGAGUCUGGCCGAAAACAAGGGACAUGAUGCCAUGUCUAGCAUACCACAUGCAGUCUGGAGCUCAGUCUGCACAUGCUCAAAACGUUGCCAAUGCGCUUUGGGCGUUCGGAAUCAUGCACACUGUUGACGAUGGAUAUGGCAGCGUUGUCACAGAUUUGAUGCGCCGCGCAUUAAGCUUGUCAGCCGAGAUGAACUCACAACAAGUGUCCAACAUGUGCUGGGGAUUGGCACGCAGGAAACGAGAAUCUCAUAAAUUUUGCUCCGCAAUGGCAGGUCGACUGCUAUCGCUAUCCGCAGUUCUAUCCAAAAAGGCGAUUGGUUUUGAUCUUACUCAAGCAGCGUGUGCAUUUGCUGUGCUGAAUUUCCGUUCUGAUACUUUCAUGGAGAUGGUGGCUGGAAAAUUACCAGAGCUACUGGAUAGCAGGCAUGUGUUGCCAGAUUGGGACCUAUGCGCAGUUCAUUGGGCUUUCGACCAGCUGUACCCUGCGCAAUGCCAUGUGAGCACGUUUGAUGGGGUGUGGAAGGGACAAGGAACUAUAGAAGGAAGGCGUUUGAUUGGAGAUGGGGGACAGGUGCACUUGCUGCAAGGCAACACUGAUGGAACAAUAUCGUGGACACUUUCUACAGGAGAGUCUUUCACGGGGAAGCUGGUAGACAAUGGUACCAAGAUUGAAUGGAGCGACGGCGAUGUUUGGGUAAGGGGCGAUCGUCCGUUCGCUGUGUUCCAAGAGAAGUUGCAUCAACACGUUUCACAGAGAAGCUUGGCUCACAGAUUGACGACUGUUCCGGUAGGGCCUGAGUGUUGGUAUUUCGGCCGCUAGUGCGCACAACGAAUGCAGCAACAGACUCGCAUUGUUCUGCCCAUUCCGGAUGGCAUAGCAAUCGCCCCCCUUUUGGGGUUCGCGGAGGAGGAACGGGCGCGUGCCGUCGGGGAGAAAUUGGGGAAAAGACACCAUCUUGGGGUGUGCCUGAGCGUGUUCUGCAUUGUCACUGGUGCUGGGUGAGACGUGAACGCGUCUGGCCGCUGCACACAAUUCCCGCUUGACCCCCAGACUGCCGACAUCGGCAAUUGGGGAAAGGCUCGUUCGCUGGGGAUCAGGGCCGGACGGGUGCCGCGUGUGCCCCCGAGUGGGGCGUGAUGCUAAAACAUUAGAGUGUUUGCAAGUGGGCCCCUCCUCUGCGAGGCCGCCCAGCCACCACUGUUGCACGUUCGGGUUCGGCGACGCCGUCGGUAACCUUUAUUAUUUUCAGCCGCACAGACGCGCUCACUGGUGGCGUCAUUUC